CUGGGCGACGAGGAGAUGGAGGCGUACAUCAAGCGCCAGCACGCCAAGAAGGUCGCGGCCGGCGCGAGCCUCGAGGAGCUCGAGAAGAUGCUCAACUUUCCCGAGCCCGAGCCGCCGGGGCGCGCCUACUCGCCGCGGCAGGCCGAGGCCAUGUUCGGCGACAAGCUCUCGGCGUACGAGCUGCAGGAGAUGCAGGAGUUCAAGGAGAUCUACUUUUGCGGCACGAAUCCGGCCAAGAAGCCGGCGGCACCGGGCAAGCCGGACAACAACUUUGGCUACGACGACGAGCGCGGCGACUACCUCGUCGUCAAUCACGACCACCUGGCGUACCGCUACGAGAUCAUCGACCUGCUCGGGCGCGGCUCGUUUGGGCAGGUGCUGCAGUGCAAGGACCACAAGACGGGCCGGUCGGUGGCGAUCAAGCUGAUCCGCAACAAGAAGCGCUUCCACCACCAGGCGCUGGUGGAGGUCAAGAUCCUCGAGAACCUCACGAAAUGGGACCCGGACGAGCAGUACAACGUCAUCAAGAUGACCGAGUCGUUCUACUUCCGCAGCCACCUGUGCAUCGCGAUGGAGCUGCUGAGCAUCAACCUCUACGAGCUCAUCAAGGCCAACAGCUUUGCCGGCUUCUCGACGCGCCUCAUCCGCCGCUUCACGACGCAGGUGCUGGCGUGCCUCAGCCUCAUGCGCCACCACCGCGUCGUGCACUGCGACCUGAAGCCCGAGAACAUCCUGCUCAAGCACCCGCGCAAGAGCGGCAUCAAGGUCAUCGACUUUGGCUCGAGCUGCUUCGAGCACGAGAAGGUGUACACCUACAUCCAGAGCCGCUUCUACCGCUCGCCAGAGGUCAUCCUCGGGAUGAACUACCACACGGCCAUCGACAUCUGGAGCCUCGGCUGCAUCAUCGCCGAGCUGUACACGGGCUAUCCGCUCUUUCCCGGUGAAAACGAGCAGGAGCAGCUGGCGUGCAUCAUGGAGGUGCUCGGCGUGCCCGACCGCUAUCUCGUCGAGCGCAGCUCGCGCAAGAAGCUCUUCUUCGACUCGACGGGCGCGCCGCGCCCCGUCGUCAACAGCAAGGGCAAGCGGCGGCGCCCCGGCACCAAGACGCUGGCGCAGGUGCUGCGCUGCAACGACGAGCUCUUCGUCGACUUUCUCUUCAAAUGCCUGCAGUGGGACCCCGAGCGACGCCUCAAGCCGGACCCCGCCAUGCGGCACCCCUUCCUGCGCUCGCUUGCCGCCGCCCAGACGCCGCGCCAUCAUACCCCCGGCAGCAGCAGCAGCGGUGCCGGCAGCGGCGGCGGCGCGCACAUCCGCCAGGUCUCGUACAGCAACGGCACGCGCAAGAGCCUCGUCGGCUCCAGCACCGCCGCGGCUGCCAGUGCCGCAGCGGGCGGCACCGCAGCACGCAGCGGCACGGGCACGGCGGCGUCCAGCGUCACGACGCCGCAGCGGCGCGCCCAGGUCUCCUAG
This is a messenger RNA of Tilletiopsis washingtonensis, 1470 nucleotides long. RefSeq names its product kinase-like protein. The annotation marks the transcript as partial. The record is from RefSeq and is a predicted model, not a curated record. Gene Ontology annotation, biological process: peptidyl-serine phosphorylation; peptidyl-threonine phosphorylation. NCBI's taxonomy places the organism in Eukaryota, Fungi, Basidiomycota, Exobasidiomycetes, Entylomatales. The transcript has 6 exons. Gene Ontology annotation, molecular function: protein serine/threonine kinase activity; ATP binding; protein serine/threonine/tyrosine kinase activity.